AUGUUGAUUCGUGUUUUAAUCUUUACAAGUUUGAUCUACAUCGCACGGUGUAAUAGUUACUACCCUAGGAACCGUGGAUAUGGGGGUUAUAGACCACCUCCUCAGUGUAUAGUCUCGCAGUGGGCCACAUGGGGACAGACAGACUAUUUUGGAAUCCAAAGAAGAUACAGGUGGAUUAUUAGACAUCCUGCACCUGGCGGGGGAAUGUGUCCUAAUCUGAUUGAAACAAGAACAGCUCCAUGUAAUUGUGCGGUUGGACAAUGGUCAUUAUGGAGUGUUCCGAAUCGGUCCGGUGUUAGUUUUAGAAAUAGAAACAUAUUAAAACGACCAUCUUAUGGAGGAAGACCAUGCCCAAUAGUGUACCAGACUAAGCAAGUUGCAAAAGACUGUGUCGUAAGUGUAUGGUCAUUAUGGAGUCAAGUGGAUUCACAAGGGAAUCGGCAACGGACCAGAAUUAUAUUACAGCGACCAUGUCAUGGCGGUAGAUCAUGUCCACCAUUGGUUGAAACAAUAAAAGUAUCUGUUGACUGUGUUGUAUCUACCUGGAGCGAGUGGAGUAAGCACGAUAAAGACGGUAUAUCUAAUAGACAGAGAUUUGUCGAAGUUACACCGAUACACGGUGGUAAAGAAUGUCCACAUACUAUUGAAACUAAAGCAGUUCCAAUUGACUGUAUUGUUGGAGAUUGGGGUUCAUGGGGACCUGUCAACAACGAGGGAAUAAAAACACGAUUACGAGUAAGAAAACAGAAACCAUUAAAUGGAGGACAGCCAUGCCCAUCUCUCUUAGAAGAGUUAGAAGUUCCACUUGAUUGCAUUAUGACUGUUUGGUCAGAAUGGACAGUGCCUAACAAGAAAGGAAUAAGUUUCAGGGAACGAGAAAUAGUCAGAGAACAGAAAAACGGCGGGAAAGAAUGUGGAGCGACAGACGAUACCAAAGCAGUUCCAAUCGAUUGUGUGGUUACGAAGUGGAGCGAUUGGAGUCCCCAUGACAACCAAGGACACUCACACAGAGAACGAUAUAUAACCCAACCGGCUUUGAAUGGAGGAGCAGAAUGUCCAGUCACUUACGAGACUAAAUUAGUUAAUAUCAACUGUAUAGCAAGUGCUUGGAAUGAAUGGGGUCCAUUGAAUGCUGAGGGUAUAUCUACAAGAUUCAGAACAAUUGUGACAACUCCUCUUAACAACGGGGAUCCAUGUCCACCAUUAGAACAAACUAAAGCAGUGUCAGUUGACUGUCUUGUAACUGAAUGGAGUAUUUGGAGUCCACAUGAUAGCCAAGGGCUUUCGCGAAGAGAACGAUUUCAAACACAGCGACCUUUAAAUGGCGGGAAAAAAUGUCAACAUCUUAUCGAAACAAGAUUAGUGAACAUAAAUUGUCAAGUCAGUUCUUGGAAUGAAUGGGGUCCAAUAAAUUCCAAAGGUAUUGCUAGGCGUUUUAGAACUAUUGUCACAGCUCCCUUGAAUAAAGGUGAUCCAUGUCCGCCUUUAGAAGAAACAAAAGCAGUACCAAUUAACUGUCUAGUAACGGUAUGGAGUGAAUGGGGUCCAUUGGAUGAUAGUGGCAUUAGCAGGAGAGAAAGAACAAUUAUAGUGAAGCCUUUAAAUGGUGGAAAGAUAUGUCCUGUAUUAAAAGAUUCCAAAAACGUACCAGUUAAUUGCAUAGUCAGUCUGUGGGGUACGUGGAAACCACAUGACAAUACAGGAUUCACAUACAGAGAGCGUUAUGUUAUUCAAGACGAUCUUAAUGGUGGGGAAGAAUGUCCUAAACUCAGAGAUACGAAAUAUGUACCAAUAGACUGUGUAGUGAGUGAAUGGAGUGUCUGGACCCAACCAGAUGAAGGUGGUAAUGUUGAAUCAUUCCGUACAAUCCGCGUUAAACCAUUGAAUAGUGGAAUGAAGUGCCCAGACUUGUGGCAAAAGAAGAAAGUGCCUUUGGAUUGUUUGGUUGGUGAAUGGACAAAAUGGAGUGAAAGAGAUAAAGAUGGUAAAAUUACCAGGAGACGUGAUGUUCUGAGAUAUAACCUAAAUGGUGGGGAGAAGUGUCCUACACUAGAACAAACACAGCUGGUUUCCGUGAAUUGUGAGGUAACACAGUGGACCGAAUGGACAAGUCCCGAUGAAGGAGGAAACAGACUCAGAAGUAGAGUUAUAUUGCAGCCUUCUCUGAAUGGUGGCAACAUUUGUCCAUCUUUGACCGAUAAUGAUAAAGUACCGUUGGAUUGUUUGGUCGGUGAAUGGACAAAAUGGGGUAAAAGAGACAAAGAUGGGAAAAUAACGAGGACACGUGAUGUUACAAGAUAUAACCUGAAUGGUGGAAACAAGUGUCCAACACUAGAACAAACACAGCUGGUUACUGUGGACUGUGAGGUUACACAGUGGACGCAAUGGACAGCACCAGAUGAGGGAGGAAACAGACGAAGGAGUAGGACUAUAUUAGAGGCUCCUCUAAAUGGUGGGAAAAGCUGUCCUUCUUUGGCGGAUAACGAUAAAGUGCAAAUGGACUGUUUGGUUAGUGAAUGGACAAAAUGGAGUAAAAGGGACACAAACGGAAAAAUAACAAGAACACGUGAUGUUAAACGACAUGCUUUGAAUGGCGGGAAAAAAUGCCCUGAACUUGAACAAACACAGCUGAUUUCUGUGAAUUGUGAGGUUACACAGUGGACCGAGUGGACAAGUCCAGAUGAAGGAGGAAACAGAAUUAGAAGUAGAGUUAUACUGCAGCAUCCUAAGAAUGGCGGUAACAACUGUCCUACUUUGACUGAUAAGGAUAAAGUUGCAUUAUCAUGUAUUAUUGGUGAAUGGUCAACAUGGGGUAAUCCAGAUACCAAUGGUUUAUGCACAAGAACUAGGAAAAUUCUUCGACACGCAGUAAACAGUGGUACUCCGUGUCCUUACACUACAGAAACUAAACUGGUUAUAGUAGAAUGCGUUGUUAGUGAAUGGGCUGCAUGGGGUCAUCCCGAUAACCAAGGAACAUGUAUUAGAACAAGACGAAUUCUUAUUAAACCUGUUAGCACUGGUAAACCUUGUCCUGCAACAACAGAGACUAAAUCAGUGAAAAGAGAUUGUGAACUUGGUGAAUGGGGUCAAUGGACUAAGCCUUUUGGAUUUGGAACUAUUGAAAGAACUAAACAGAUUAAAAAUGAAGCAUUUGGAGGAGGAGCUGCUUGUCCAGUUGAAAGACAAACGAAAACUGCCCCUAUCACAACGACUACAACAUCUGAAAAUUUUGGAGUGUGUUUUGUUCGCCCAGUUGUACAACCACGUGACUUAGUUCUUCUUAUUGAUGGUUCUGGAAGCAUAGGCGAUGAGCCAUUUGCAAAAACAUUGGAAGACCUCUCAGAGUUAAUUGGAAUGUUCUGUCCGCUUAGUGAUUCAUUGAAUCAUAACCAGAACCCCGGGAACUAUAUUCAACUCUCUGCUAUCUUGUUUUCAACUGACUCAGAACUUGUUUUUAAAUUCAAUGAAUAUCACAGCGUAAAACAGGCACAACAUGCGAUCAAGGCAAUUCAUUAUAAUCCGGGUACAACGUGCACAGAAAAGGCAUUAAUGUUAGGAGAAACAAUGUUUACAGUUUCAAAUGGAAUGAGAACCAGCAAAGCUGUAAAAAAGGAAGUUUUAUUACUAACAGACGGUUUGUACAAUUGUGACGGUGACAAUGUAGUGCUUUCUGCAGCCCAGGCUUUAAAGGAUGUAGCUGAUGUUUAUGGAAUGAUGAUUGGCAUCUCAACAGAUGAUGGACGUCAAAAGUUAUCUAAGCUUGUGUCAGAACCUCAAAGAGAUCAUUUGUUUGCAGUAGAUGAUUUGGGACAGUUUUCUAAGUUAAUCAUUCACUUAAAAGACCUUAUUUAUGCUGGAAAAUUGAAUUGUGUUCCUUUGAAAGGUCCAUUACCCCAUUAGAGAUUUGUCGUAAAAUGAAUUUGUUUAUUAUCAAAAAACUUU
Molecule: messenger RNA, 3942 nt
Organism: Mytilus trossulus (common blue mussel)
Lineage: Eukaryota; Metazoa; Mollusca; Bivalvia; Mytilida; Mytilidae
Product: thrombospondin type-1 domain-containing protein 7A-like
Exons: 24
Coding region: 1-3900 (1299 amino acids)
Source: RefSeq, a predicted model, not a curated record